Molecule: messenger RNA, 318 nt
Organism: Miscanthus lutarioriparius
Lineage: Eukaryota; Viridiplantae; Streptophyta; Magnoliopsida; Poales; Poaceae
Source: the annotation of a GenBank genome assembly
AUGAUCAUCCCCAGGAGGUCCUCAGGACUCUACCCGCCGCCCGGUGUCACCGUCCGCCACCCCCCAACCAGCAACGGAGACCCGCCGCCGCCGCCGGAGCAGCCCGCACGCACCAGGGUAACCAUCACGGCCCCGCCGGCCAGCGAAGGACCCAGGCAGCCGGAGGCAACGCCGCCGGAGCAGACGGUACCAUCCAGGGUCACCAUAAAGUCCCCGCCAGCCGGCGAAGGGAGCUCAUCGUCGCCGCCCAAGCAGCCGGAGCAGCCCGAGAUGCGUCCGUCCCAGCCGGUGCCGUUGGUGCGUGUGCCGACGUUCUAG